Sardina pilchardus (European sardine) is the source of this 4252-nucleotide messenger RNA. It is a transcript of the gene atrn, whose product is annotated as attractin. NCBI's taxonomy places the organism in Eukaryota, Metazoa, Chordata, Actinopteri, Clupeiformes, Clupeidae. The record is from RefSeq and is a predicted model, not a curated record. Gene Ontology annotation, molecular function: protein binding. Gene Ontology annotation, cellular component: Golgi apparatus.
UCCGGGUGUCAGUAUGCGUCGCUCUGCAGCGGCUGGCGGUGGGACCAGUUAAGAUGUAAGCAGAGAAGCGGACAUUUUUACCAAACAUUAACGGUAGCUGCAGUCUAAAUACAUACACUACAAGGUUUCAUACACAUUUACCCACGUUUCUCGUGAAAGAAGGCCCGGUAGCGAGACCCUAGUAAACGGACUCACCACCGACGGACUGGCAGCCAUUUUUGCAAAUAUGGCUGGGGAGGUUCGGGAGGCCUGCUGGGGCCGUAGCCUGGAGCGAGCUCAGCCCAGGGUCUGUUUAUCGCUGUCGCGGACGCUCCUUUCUUUCGUCGCCCUUGCAGUCCUGGUGCAACUGCCGUCUCUCGCCGAAGCAAAAGAAUGCGAAAAGCCCUGCAUGAAUGGAAAGUGCAAUGCCGCCACUGGUAACUGCCUUUGCGACCCGGGCUGGGUUGGGGACCAAUGCCAACACUGCGGCGGCCGCUUCAGGUUGUCCGGGCCCUCUGGCUUUCUCUCCGAUGGACCAGGAAACUACAAGUACAAGACUAAAUGCACCUGGCUUAUAGAGGGACAGCCUAACAGCAUACUGCGGUUGCGGUUCAACCACUUUGCAACGGAAUGCAGCUGGGACCACCUGUAUGUCUAUGACGGAGAUUCCAUCUAUUCCCCAUUGCUGGCUGCCUUCAGUGGCUUGAUUGUCCCAGAGCGCUACGGUAACGAGACGGUCCCUGAAGUGGUUGCAGAGUCCGGAUUCGCCCUCCUCCACUUUUUCAGCGAUGCCGCGUACAACCUGACCGGCUUCAACAUCUCCUACAGGAUAAACACGUGCCCCAAUAACUGCUCGGACCAGGGUGUGUGUCGUGACGGUGAGGACGGACGUGUGCUGUGUGAGUGUGACGAGGGCUGGAAGGGUCACGCGUGUGAUAUCCCAUCAUGCCCCGCUGGCUGUGGGCAUCCCCAGAGGGGGUCCUGCCGCACUGGCACCUGUGUCUGCAAGUCCAGCUGGCAAGGGACAGACUGUUCCAUCCCCGUCCCAGGCAAUGUGUCCUAUUGGAGGAGAGAGGAGUUUGAUGACCAGGGCCUGUCCCGGGCCUCCCAUAAGGCCGUGGUGCACGAGGGCCUCAUGUGGGUGGUGGGGGGCCACGCGUUCAACUACACCGACUACCAGAUGGUCAAGGCGUUCAAUCUGUCAUCUGAGAGCUGGAUGAGCCUGAACCAGUCAGUGAACUCAGUGACCCCUCGCUAUGGCCAUUCUCUGGCCGUAAACAAGGAUAAGCUUUACAUGUUUGGAGGCAAGAUUGAUUUCACUGGGAACGUCUCGGCUGAGCUGUGGGUAUUCCACAUCCGGAACCAGUCCUGGGCUCUGGUGCCGGCGCGGGUUAAGGAACCAUACGCGGUGGUGGGCCACUCAGCGCACACGGUCCAGAUGAAGCCGGACGGGUCAGAACCGGUCAUGCUGGUCAUCUUCGGCCACUGCCCCCUGUACGGCUACAUCAGCAAGGUCCAGCAGUACAACAUCCUGAAGAGCGAGUGGAGCGUGCUUGACCCCCAGGGGGCGCUGGUUCAGGGUGGCUACGGGCACAGCAGCGCCUACGACCCGCACACACGCGCCAUCUUCAUCCACGGCGGCUACAAGGCCUUCAGCGCCAACAAGUACGGCCUGGCCGGGGACCUCUACCGCUACGACGUCGACAAGAACAUGUGGAGCAUUCUGAAGGACAGUGGGUCUUUCCGCUACCUGCACACGGCGGUCAUAGCCAGCGGCACCAUGCUGCUGUUUGGCGGGAACACGCACAACGACACCAGCAUGAGCCACGGAGCCAAGUGCUUCUCCUCGGACUUCAUGGCCUACGACCUUGCGUGUGAUGAGUGGUCCAUCUUACCCAGGCCAGAUGUGCAUCAUGAUGUUAACCGCUUCGGGCACUCAGCUGUCUACAGCAACAGUAUGAUGUAUGUGUUUGGAGGCUUUAACAGCCUCCUGCUGAGGGACGUUCUGCAGUUCUCCCCGGUGAGCUGCGCGGCGUUCGGUAGCCAGGACGACUGCCUGUUGGCGUGGGCGGGCGCGCGCUGCGUGUGGAACGCCACCACCAAGGCGUGCCGGCCCUGGGAGACCGCCUCGCUGGACCAGCAGGACCAGCUGCUCAGCACCUGCGCACCCAAGACCUAUGCUGAUAAUGGCACGUGUAACCAGUACUCCGACUGCUACAGCUGCACGGUGAACACCAACGGAUGCCAGUGGUGCUCUGACCAGUGUGUGUCCUACGGCAGCAACUGCACCUCUGCAGCGGGUGCCGUGGCAGAAUAUGAGGCCUGUCCGAAGGACAACCACUCGUACGUGUGUAAUAAGAAGACCAGCUGUAAGAGCUGUGCCACUGACCAGAACUGCCAAUGGGAGCACAGGAACCAGGAGUGCAUCACCCUGCCCGAGAACGUGUGCGGGGAGAACUGGCACCUGGUGGGGAACUCGUGCCUGAAGCUGGUCACGGUCAAGGACAACUACGACAACGCCAAGCUGCAGUGCCGCAGCAGCAACGCCGCGCUGGCCUCGCUCACCUCGCAGAAGAAGGUGCAGUUUGUGCUCAAGGAGAUGCAGAGCCGCUCCCUCCCGAAUAAGGUGGUGUCUCCAUGGGUGGGCCUGAGGAAGAUUAACGUGUCGUACUGGUGCUGGGAGGACAUGUCCCCCUUCACCAACUCCCUGCUGCAGUGGUUGCCAGGGGAACCCAGCGGCGCUGGUUUCUGUGGUUACCUGGCUGAGCCCACCUCCUACGGCCUCCGCGCUGCCAACUGCAUCAGCCCCGUCAAUGGCAGCCUGUGUGAGCGCCCAGCGAACCACAGUGCCAAGGCGUGCCGCACCCCGUGCGCGCUGCGCUCCACGUGUGGCGAGUGCACGAGCAGCAACUCCGAGUGCAUGUGGUGCAGCAGCAUGAGGCAGUGCGUGGACUCCAACGCCUACGUGGCCUCCUUCCCCUACGGACAGUGCAUGGAGUGGUACACCAUGAACACCUGCCCACCGGAGAACUGCUCUGGCUACCGCACGUGCGGGCAGUGCCUGGAUCAGCCGGGCUGUGGCUGGUGCACGCACCCCAACAACACGGGCAAGGGCCAGUGCAUGGAGGGCUCGUACCGCGCGCCCAUGCAGACGCUGCUGCCCGCGCCCUCCUCCAGCCCCGCGCCCGCCGCCCUCAACGGGCGCCAGCCGCUCCCGCUGCCCCCCGUCAUCAACGCCUCCAUGUGCCCGCUGGACAACAGAUACAACUGGUCCUUCAUACAGUGCCCAGCGUGCCAGUGUAAUGGCCACAGUCAGUGUUUGAACGAGAGUGUGUGUGAGCGGUGUGAAGACCUCACCACCGGACGACACUGCGAGAACUGUAUAGCCGGCUACUAUGGAGACCCCACUAACGGUGGAUCCUGCCAACCCUGUAAGUGUAAUGGCCACGCCAGCAUGUGCAAUGGAGGAAACGGCAAAUGCUUCUGCACCACCAAAGGCAUUAAAGGAGAUCGAUGCAAUCAGUGUGAAGUUGAGAAUCGUUACCAAGGCAACCCGCUCAAGGGCACCUGCUACUACACUCUGCUGAUUGAUUAUCAGUUCACCUUCAGCCUGUCCCAGGAAGAUGACCGCUACUACACCGCCAUCAACUUUGUGGUCACCCCUGACGAGCAAAAUCGGGAUUUGGAUAUGUUCAUCAACGCAUCCAAAAACUUCAACCUCAACAUCACCUGGGCCACCAGUUUUGCAGCUGGUACUCAGGCAGGAGAGGAGGUCCCUAUUGUGUCCCGUAGCAGCCUGAAGGAGUUCAAGGACAGCUUCUCCAACGAGAAGUUUGAUUUCCGCAGCAACCCCAACAUCACCUUCUUCGUCUACGUCAGCAACUUCACCUGGCCCAUAAAGAUCCAGCAACUCCUGCGUGAGAUGCAGCAGAUGGCUAGUCGACCCUUCGCAAGUGUCAGCGUCGCCCUGGAAACAGACGAGGAACCACCAGACCUGAUUGGUGGAAAUGUUAGGAGCACUCCAAAGCCCAUUGCCCUAGAGCCCUGCUACGGCAAUAAGGCAGCUGUGCUGUCAAUCUUCAUCCGGUUACCCCGGGGAUCAGGAGGAGUCCCACCCCCUGGCCAAUCAGGUUUUGCGGUGGGCAGUGCUCUGGUGGACAUCUCUCAGCAGAUGUGUCUGGGCUACAAGGAGAAGUCCGGCGGCAUGCGGAGCCGCAAGCAACAGCCUCUGGCGCAGCCUGCCACCUGCAUCUGACCUUCACCCGACCCCCCC